This is a messenger RNA of Vanessa atalanta (red admiral), 3313 nucleotides long. RefSeq names its product midasin-like. Gene Ontology annotation, molecular function: zinc ion binding; nucleic acid binding. The record is from RefSeq and is a predicted model, not a curated record. Bases 1 to 3270 code for a protein of 1089 amino acids. Lineage: Eukaryota; Metazoa; Arthropoda; Insecta; Lepidoptera; Nymphalidae. The transcript has 9 exons.
AUGGCUGGAAAUAAUUCACCAAUGCAAAGCAUCGAGAAACUCAAAGGUAUUGAAAAUUAUUCGACAUGGAAGUUUUGUAUGAAGAUGAUACUAAUCCAUGAAGACCUCUGGGACACUAUCGAUGGUGAGCAAAAAGAAAAAACACGUAGCGAUGUAGAUAUGAAAAAAUCGCAGAAGGCACUAGCGAGAAUAUGUUUGUCGGUUCAAACGAGUGCAUUUCCCCACGUCAGGAACGCAAAAGAUGCACGUGAGGCGUGGAACAACCUGAGCAAAGCAUAUGAGGAUAAAGGGCUGUGCCGAAGACUAGGUCUGUUGAGAACGUUAUUCAGUACUAAACUGUCAGAGUAUAAUAGCAUGGAAAGCUACAUUGGCCGACUGCAGGAACUAUCUCAACAAUUGCAUGAUAUCAAUUCAUCUCUGGAUGAUGAAUUCUUGGCUGUCAUCAUGCUCAGCGGGUUACCAAGUAAUUAUGAUCCACUCAUUAUGGCACUUGAAAAUUCAAAUUUAAAGUUGUCGAGCGACAUGGUCAAAGGAAAAUUAUUACAAGAAUAUGACCGCAGGAAUAAUACUGAUGGUACCAUAGCAUUUGCAGCAACUAGAAAAGCACCAAAAUGCUAUAAAUGCAAGAAGACUGGACAUUUUAUAAAGGAUUGCCCGAGGAAUUCUAAUAAGAAGCCAGAAAAAGACAAGAAGUUUGAUAAGGAUAAACCAUCAAAGGCUCUCUUAACGGCACUCUCAGUCAGUAUCCAGCGUGGUGUUUGUGACAAUGGUGGUGAAUUUACUGUAUGUGAUGUUAAGAAGAACAUUCUAGACAUCAACUCUGAUGCCCUCCUAUCAUUACAUCUAUCUACAACUUUUAUCGUGUCGACUUGCGACUCUUUGAGUAUAGGAGUUAAACAAAAUGUAACGAAACGUCAAACAGACGUAAACUUUUUUCCCGAUUGGGUACCAUUUAAGAACAAGCACGGAGAUGAAUUAGGAGAAUUCAUCGACGUUGCCAAAGCUAAGCCAAAGAAGAGAUUAGCACCCCCUGUCAAUUUCAUAAUGAGAGCUGUCGCUGAUUCAGAAAGUGAUGAUUACUAUGAUAAAGGUACAGGUGGUGGUGACAGUGAUGAUUAUUACGAGAAAAAGGAAUGGUCUGAUCAAAACAGGCCUGGCCAAAAAGUUGGCUCUGUUAAAUUAGAUAAUAAUACUGACAUAUCAGACAUAGAAGGAAUUGUAAACAUAAUCACGAAACCUAGCGACAGUCCUAUUCUUAAAGCGCUAAAGCAGGGUAGAAAACAUUCAAGACGCCAUAACGAUAAACCAAAACGUGAAAACGAAGAAGAAUAUGUAGUCAAAAAGGACUCAGAGGACAGUGUAAAAGAAGUUAAUGAAAAUAAAGAUACUAUUAUAGAUUUAAAAAACGAAAAUGAAGACAUCGAUCCAGAUUCCCGUUCAAAAAAUGAUGACACAUUGCAAGAAAAAAAUAUAGAAAAAAAUGAAGAAGAUGUCGAAGAUAAAGAUGAAGAUGAUGACAAAGUCGAAAAUGAAGUCAAAAUUAAAAAUGAUAACGAAAAUGAAGAAGUAACUAAAGAAAAUAAAGAAAUUUCAAAGACAAAUGAUGACAACGAUAGUGCUGACUAUGACGAAACCACUACGGAAAACGAAAAAAUAGAGCGUGAAAAAACUGAGGCCGAAAAUCAAGAAAAACAACGUGAAAACGACGCUAAAAAAGCAAAGAUACUUAAUAGUGUUGAUGAAUUAAAACAGAGGCAUGCAGAAGAACAACGUUCAAUAUCAGAGAAAAUAAAAGAAGAAGAAAUGUUUGAAGAAGAAUUAGAGAGAGAAUUGGAAAGAACUGGAACAAAAAGGAAUAGUGAUGAUAAAUAUGCCCACCCUGGUUCCAAUUGGAAAAAGAUUACAAAAGAUUAUGAUGAAUUCGAAGAUCGAGAACCGUCGUUUAAAGAUAAAUAUAAAAUAAACAAUAUUAAAACAACUACAACAACAACUACUACUACUACUACUCCAACAACUACGUCACGAAAAACAAUAAAACAAAGAAAAAAGUCCAAUAAACUUGAAGGAGAUGGUAAAUUUUCCGUAUUUAGAAAUCCAAAUAUGUAUACAGUGAGUGUUGACGAAGAUUAUUUAGCAACAACUAUAAAGCCGAAAAAGUCAAAGAUACGUAAACCUGAAAGAUUCUCUUCUAGAUAUUCAGCUCAAGCUAAUAGAGAUGAUGAUAAUAUUAGAAUAUCACUAGUUCCUGUAGACGCUGAAUCAAAAGAGGGCGAGCCAACGCUAUUUUUCCCGAAGAUGCGAAAAAACAAGCGUAAAUUUAAAAUAAAGACAACUACACCUGUUCCUGAUACCACAGCUGAUUCAAGCGAGGAAAUUGGCUUGAACAGUAAAACCGCGUCAAGAACACAUACAUAUACAGAAAGCAGUCCAUCUGCAUCGGAUGCAUUUUCAUCAGCGUCAAACACUGCACCAUCUGCGGAAACCGGUCCAGACGAUACUGCUCCUUCAGCAUCAGAUGUCAGCGAUGCCGCUCAUGCUUCUACAGAGAAAAAAGAGAAAAAGAAAGACGAAAACUAUCACCGUGAAACAGGUGGCGAAAAGGAACAUUACUCGGAACAGGAUGAAGUGCACGAAGAACACGGGAAGAAAGCCUAUGAGGGCGUCCACAAAGAUAUCAAGGUCAAGAAAGGUCACCACGAUAAGGAGGAUCAUCUAGAUAAGUAUGACGACCACGGUGGUAUCGACAAACAUCACCACAAAGAAGAUGAUCACUACGGUUCCCACCACCACGAGGAACAUGGCAAGAAGCACGCCAAGUAUGAAGAAUCUGGCAAACAUUCAAAAGGACACAGCACGAAAGGUAGCCAUGAUAUCCACAAAAAAGAUGAAUAUGAGAAGAAAGUAGAAUUCUUUGAAGAGGAAGGUGAUAUGGACGACGAAGAACACGACGGCGGCUACCACAAGGACAGAGAACACUCAUCGGGAGGACACUUCAAGAAGGCAAAUCUGCAGGCAGCCCAUGAAGGAUUCGAUAAGGGCGAAAGAGGUCAUUUCAACAAAGGAGGACAUGUACAUUUCCACAAGGGUCAAAAAUCCUCGGGCGGGCAUGACUCACACCACAAGAACGGUAACAGUCACUUUAAGGCCGAAGGUCGCGAUCAUGGUAAGAAAUGGGUCUACCACCACGGUCACCCUGCCAAAACCGCUAACCUGGUCAUCAUAGACAGGCGAGCGGAUGCUUAUCAGCACGGACCGCAAUACUUUGGAUAACUCAACUACAUAAUUUUCAUAGAAAAUAUUUAUCUUAGUUACU